UUUGGGCGAGUCUGCAAAAACAAAAGCAGCCAAAUUGGAUGGAGAUCAUACAAGAAGAUAACAAAGGCGUUACUUUUUUUUCUUUUUGGACUACACAUGUAUCUACUAAAGUUGAUAAAAAACCUUUUUGUUUUAUUUUGGAGUAAAGAAAGUAUAUAAGUAUUACAUAGAGCAGAAAAUGAUGAAAGUAAAAUCCAGGGAGGGGGUUGGUGGUGAAGAAGACGACGAAAAAGGCGUGCUUAACGCUCAUACCUCUUUUAGGUUUUUGUCAACGAUCCGCGGAUUCCCCCUUUUGCAUUAGAUUCCCUGAAAUUCCCCCCUCCCUCCAGCUUUCUCCGAUCAAUAUCGAAAUGGGUUCGUUCGGGAUGCUUUCGAGGAGAUCACUGGCCACGGAUAUGCCCGUCAUGGCUCAGAUUCGGAAAUUGAUGGCGGAAUUGACGAACCCCAUGUCUCUCGCUCAGGGAGUGGUGCAUUGGCAACCCCCUGAAAAGGCCUUAGCAAAGGUGAAGGAGCUUGUGUGGGAUCCCACCAUUAGCUCCUAUGGACCCGAUGAAGGUAUUCCCGAGUUAAGAGAGGCUCUCCUCAAUAAGCUGCGUGACGAGAAUAAGCUAACCAAAUCAGCAGUGAUGGUUACUGCAGGUGCCAAUCAGGCGUUUGUGAAUCUUGUUCUUACACUAUGUGAUGCUGGUGAUUCGGUCGUCAUGUUUGAGCCAUACUACUUCAACGCCUACAUGGCCUUCCAGAUGACAGGAGUCACCGACAUUAUUGUUGGUCCUGGCCAUCCACAGACUCUCCAUCCCGACGCUGACUGGUUAGAGAGGACACUCUCCGAGUCUAAACCCACCCCGAAAGUUGUAACUGUUGUGAAUCCUGGCAACCCGAGCGGCACCUAUGUCCCUGAACCGCUGCUUAAGAGGAUUUCGGAGAUAUGCAAAGAUGCAGGGUGUUGGCUGAUUGUAGAUAACACAUACGAGUAUUUCAUGUAUGACGGGUUAAAACACUGUUGCGUUGAGGGAGACCACAUUGUUAACGUCUUCUCCUUCUCUAAAACCUACGGGAUGAUGGGUUGGAGGCUUGGAUAUAUAGCUUACUCAGAGAGGUUAGAGGGGUUUGCAACAGAGCUAGUGAAAAUUCAGGACAACAUCCCAAUCUGUGCGGCCAUAAUAUCUCAGCGCCUGGCUUUAUACGCAUUGGAGGAAGGUGCUGGGUGGAUUGUUGAAAGGGUAAAGGGUCUGGUGAAGAACAGGGAGGUUGUUAAAAGGGCCCUCGAGCCGCUGGGGAAGGAGAACGUUAAGGGAGGAGAAGGAGCGAUUUACCUGUGGGCUAAACUGCCGGAGGAACACAGAGAUGAUUUCAAGGUGGUGCGGUGGCUGGCUCACCGUCAUGGAGUGGUGGUGAUCCCGGGCUGUGCAAGCGGUAGCCCCGGCCAUGUCCGGGUUUCCUUUGGAGGGCUGCAGGAGGAGCAAAUGAGAGCCGCCGCUGAGAGGCUGCGGAAAGGAUUAGAGGAGCUGGUUCUCCGUGGAUUGGUGGACUGAAACCUUACGUUAUAAUUAAGCUAUAAUUAAAAAAUAAAAUAAAAGAUUAAAGAGUGUUUGCUGUUUAUUCAAAUACUAUACAGCUGAUUCUAAAGUCACAUUGUAUUGGGAAACUUUAAUGUUGUUAUCCUGUUCCCUUUAGUUGUAUAUACAGUACUCUUUUACUUCAUACUAUAAAUGAUCUUCCAUUAAUAAACGCGAAAUUACCCUUUUCAUUUGUA
This is a messenger RNA of Thlaspi arvense, 1756 nucleotides long. The record is from the annotation of a GenBank genome assembly. Lineage: Eukaryota; Viridiplantae; Streptophyta; Magnoliopsida; Brassicales; Brassicaceae.